Messenger RNA from Mus musculus (house mouse), 4322 nucleotides. It is a transcript of the gene Elavl4, whose product is annotated as ELAV like RNA binding protein 4. Gene Ontology annotation, molecular function: mRNA 3'-UTR binding; mRNA 3'-UTR AU-rich region binding; pre-mRNA intronic pyrimidine-rich binding. The transcript is spliced from 8 exons. Gene Ontology annotation, biological process: positive regulation of 3'-UTR-mediated mRNA stabilization; RNA processing; 3'-UTR-mediated mRNA stabilization. Lineage: Eukaryota; Metazoa; Chordata; Mammalia; Rodentia; Muridae. The coding region runs from base 564 to 1727 and encodes 387 amino acids. The record is from RefSeq and is a predicted model, not a curated record. Gene Ontology annotation, cellular component: ribonucleoprotein complex; cytoplasm; growth cone.
UCCCUUCCACAUAAAAGCCGAGGGUGGGGAUGGGCUGAAAUAAUUGCUGGUUUGUUGAAAGAGAUUCUAUUACUUGAGACCAUCUGAGGGGGUGGAAGGGGGUUUCUUUUUGUAAGAGAGAAGAGGCUUGUCUACAUGCCUGGGUUUUGUGGGGCAUUGGGUGGAUGCAGCAGGGUUAGGAAUCUCUCCAUUUCUGUGCUGGUGGAAAUGUAAACCUCGAGAGGCAGCUCCUGGAUGCUGAACGUUGAGAUGGGCAGUUGUGUUUCUGGGGACUGCGCAGUCAAAACGGCAAAGAGAGUGAUUUAUUUGGGCUUCAGUAAACGCUGCAUCUUGUAUUUCAAAGAGUUUCCUGUCAUGACCUCAUAAAAAGAGGAGGCGGCUUGUAUGUGUAGCGGUGCCUGGCGUGUUGAGUUGUUGCUUCCUUCUCUGGGCAGCAGCUCUGUAAGAAGGGAAUGUCAGCUUUUACAUAACGCUCCUUUCUGCUUUUGACACACUGUGUGAGGGUCCAUCUUCUGAUCACAGAUGGAGUGGAAUGGCUUGAAGAUGCUUGGAGACAAAAGAUCAUGCCAAAUGCUCUCUUAUUUCAAUGUCUGAUAAUUAGCACCAUGGAGCCUCAGGUGUCAAAUGGACCGACAUCCAAUACAAGCAAUGGACCCUCCAGCAACAACAGAAACUGUCCUUCUCCCAUGCAGACAGGCGCCGCCACAGAUGACAGCAAAACCAACCUCAUCGUCAACUAUUUACCCCAGAAUAUGACCCAAGAGGAAUUCAGGAGUCUCUUUGGGAGCAUUGGUGAAAUAGAAUCCUGCAAACUCGUGAGAGACAAAAUCACAGGACAGAGUUUAGGGUAUGGAUUUGUUAACUAUAUUGAUCCAAAGGAUGCAGAGAAAGCCAUCAACACUUUAAAUGGACUCAGACUCCAGACCAAAACCAUAAAGGUGUCCUACGCCCGCCCAAGCUCGGCCUCGAUCAGGGAUGCUAACCUGUAUGUUAGUGGCCUUCCCAAGACCAUGACCCAGAAGGAGCUGGAGCAGCUUUUCUCUCAAUACGGUCGCAUCAUCACCUCACGCAUCCUGGUUGAUCAAGUCACAGGGGUCUCUAGAGGGGUGGGAUUCAUCCGCUUUGAUAAGAGGAUUGAGGCAGAAGAAGCCAUCAAAGGACUGAAUGGCCAGAAGCCCAGCGGUGCUACAGAACCGAUUACUGUGAAGUUUGCCAACAACCCCAGCCAGAAGUCCAGCCAGGCCCUGCUCUCCCAGCUGUACCAGUCCCCCAACAGGCGAUACCCUGGCCCUCUCCACCACCAGGCUCAAAGAUUCAGGCUGGACAAUUUGCUUAAUAUGGCCUAUGGCGUAAAGAGACUGAUGUCUGGACCAGUCCCCCCUUCUGCUUGUCCCCCCAGGUUCUCCCCAAUCACCAUUGACGGGAUGACAAGUCUUGUGGGAAUGAACAUCCCUGGUCACACAGGGACAGGCUGGUGCAUCUUCGUCUAUAACCUGUCCCCUGAUUCUGAUGAGAGUGUCCUCUGGCAGCUCUUUGGCCCCUUUGGCGCAGUGAACAACGUCAAGGUCAUCCGUGACUUCAACACCAACAAGUGCAAGGGAUUCGGCUUCGUCACCAUGACCAACUACGAUGAGGCAGCCAUGGCCAUCGCCAGCCUCAAUGGCUAUCGCCUGGGAGACAGAGUGUUGCAAGUUUCCUUUAAAACCAACAAAGCCCACAAAUCCUGAAUUUCUCACCCUUACUUAUUAAAAUAUAUAUAUAAAUAUAUACGAACAAAACAUGCGCGCACACACAUACACAAAAGAGAGAGACAAACUUUCCAAGGCUUAUAUUCAACCAUGGACUUUAUAAGCCCGCGUUGCCUAAGUAUUAAAACAUUGGAUUAUCCUGAGGUGUACCAGGAAAGGAUUUUAUAAUGCUUAGAAAAAAAAAGAAAAAAAAAACAAAAAAAUACCUUUGAUGCAUUGAAUGUUCUUUCAUAGCUGUCGUUGUUGAAUAUAAUAUACAUAGAUAGCAAUGUGCAGGGAUUUUUACCCAGCCAGCUAACUUUACCACCUUCCUUGAAGGUGGGUCUUUUUAAGAUGACCAUUCGCUCAUUUGAAGAAGAAAAACAAAAAACACAAAAAAAUAACAAACAAUUUUUACAAAGUAAUGGAAUUCAAAGGAAGAAAAAAAAGAUUUUUCUUUUUUGUCAAAAAUGUUGAUCCAAUCAGAUUGGUUAAAAAACCCCCACACAAAUUAAAGAGGAAUAAUAAAAAUUGCAAAAAUGAAAAAAAACUUUUGCAAAUUUUUUUAUUUUUCCUUUUUCUUUUAUAUCAUGUGAACUAAAACAGUCUUCUGUUAGGGGACGGGGAAAGGGGGUGUACCUGAUGACAUUAACAAUUUAAUAACAUUAACAUUGUUGCCAAAGAGGUGGUCUCUUUGCUGAAAAUGGGUUUCAAGAAAAAUCUAUUUUUAUAAAAUAUAAAGAAUUUUUACAAGAGAAUCUGGAUUUGAGAAAAAAUAUUUUGACUGGCUAAUUUAGGGGAAAUUGACAACUUUGUCGCGUUCAUACUGCACUGGUAACUUUUUAGAGAUCAAGAUGUGUGUUUUAAACUGGAUUCGUAGACUGUUUUUUGAAGGAUGGGCUAUAAACAGAUGAUCUUCAUAUCUUUUCAUAGCAUGUAAUAAUAAUAAAAAAUAUUAAUUGCUAGGGAAAAGGAGUGUUCGUUCUACCCAGGGUACCACAGUUCCCCACAGUCAAAACCCAAAAGCAAGGAGAUGAGUUGAAAGACAGUUUUUCUUUAAGUCAUCAGUAUGGGAUGUCAGCAGAACAAAAAUUAAAAAGAUUCAUUUUCCUUUUAAUCUAAAACUUCCUUAGUUUGAGCAGUAGGUGCUACAGAAUUAUUUACAUAUCUUAGUAUCAUAGUUAAAUGUAAGCGUGUUUAGGAGAGGAGACACAAGAUACAUUUGCUUUACAUUCGUUAAGCAAUUUUCUAAUUCACUUUGUAGCCCGUGCUGAUAAAAUUGGGCUGUGUGGGUACAUUUGAAACACUGUUUAUGUUGCUUGAAACACUUAUUUAUUUAAUUGCAGAUGUGAUGAUGAUGCCUCUGGCCAAGAUCAAAUAUAGCUAGAUUGGCUAGACUACUUGUUUGUUUACUUAGACUUUGGGAAGAAGCAUAUUACUGUGUCCUUCUGUUGUGUGUGUGUAUGUGUACAUAUAAUAUAAAUAUAUAUAUAAAGUUAUUUUUUUCCUUUGGUUAAUUUAUUAUAAGUUGUAACACUUGGCUAGUUUUGUUUGUAUAUGUCUUAAGAUGUUUUCUUAUGAUAUUUAAGUGACAGUUAAAGAGGUAUCAAGGUAACUUGUGUAGAACUAUUGUUUGAUAUAUUGUCAUGUUUGUUGUGAAUAUUUUUUCUUACUGCACAGUAGAAAAUUAAAAAAAAAAACUGGGUCUUUAUUUUAAUGUAAUUCAGAUUGGGGAAAACUAAACAGAGCUAAGGGAACAAAAGGACCGUGGGAGCAAACUCCCACGUCCAGUGCACUGAUCAUUUUAGUACGUUUGUGCUUUGUAUGGUUAUAUAUUUAAAACAAAAAUGAAACAAAAAAAAAUACAAGAGUUCAUGCUCUUCCCUGGGUAAUAGAAACAGUUACUCGCUAUGCAUAAUCUAGUUGAUAGUAAAAUUUGCUAUUGCUUUUCUUGUCUUGUUACAUAAAAUCUUUUCAAUACAAGUUUAGUCUUAAUGGUAAUAAAACGUUAUGGUUAUUUAUAACUUGUGCUUAUUUUGUGCAUUUUUUCCCAUGCUGAACCCACUAAGUGCAUGUAGACAGGACUGUUGUUUGCACAUUGAAGAGGCAAACUUUGUAGUAGUCGUUGUAGUGGUAGACAGAUAACGAAAACCGAGGCUGCAUCAUAGACUACUCCUUUAAAUUUUUUUUCUAUUUUUUUUUCCUCUUUUCGGUUUUUGGAGAAAAAUAAAUAACACCAGAUUUCAGUUCAGAGAACACUCGUUCAACAUUCAGGGAAACCUUUAUAUGUCACCUGCUAUGAAUGAAUGCAGUUUGCUGGCAAAGUUCUGAUGCAUUUGCUAAGCAUUCAUGGGAAAGGCAUGCCAAAAUCUCUUCUCUAUGAUGUGUUCAAUCUGAGGGAAAAAAAAGGAAAAAAAAUCUUAGGACCAGGCAGUUGUAUACUUUAGUUAUAAAUGAAUGACUUCAUGUUAAUCUUGCUAGUUUAGAUGAUUUCUGAGGGAAAGUAUUGUAAAUGUUUUUUUUUCAUAAUCUUGUUGUGUUUGAAUUAUUUGUACUUUAUCUGUCCAGACAAUAAAUGAAAGUGUGUAGAAUGAA